Molecule: messenger RNA, 1629 nt
Organism: Boleophthalmus pectinirostris (great blue-spotted mudskipper)
Lineage: Eukaryota; Metazoa; Chordata; Actinopteri; Gobiiformes; Gobiidae
Exons: 11
Coding region: 1-1587 (528 amino acids)
Biological process (GO): L-serine catabolic process; L-threonine catabolic process
Molecular function (GO): L-serine ammonia-lyase activity; threonine deaminase activity
Source: RefSeq, a predicted model, not a curated record
AUGAACUUUGCGGCUCAGAUCUUCUUCUCCAGAUAUCUGAACGAGAGACUGGAAAGGAUCUUCUCGCCCAAACCUGCGCUCAGAGACAGAGAGGAGAAUGACCCCUUCUGGCAGAGAGAGGAGCUGCGUCUGGGCGCCUCUGCUCCGCCCUGUCACCCCGGCCAGCUCAGCAACGGCACCGCCCACCGCAGACCCACGCUGAUAGAGCCCCACCGCCUCAGGGACUUCGGGGAAGAGGAGCAGGUGCUGAACGGGGAGGUCAAAGUUCACGAGACCACCGUCCUGGAGGGUCCACAGUUCCCCCUGAUGAUCCCGCCCAAAACCAGGAGGCGGAGUCAGUUCGUGUCCCCGCCCCCGGUGCAGUUCCUGAGGUUUGAGGACAUCAGCGCGGCCGCCUUCAAGAUCCAAAGCAGCAUUCAGAAGACUCCGUGCACGUACUCCAGAUUGUCCAAACAGUUCGGGAUGGAGAUCUACCUGAAGAAGGAGCAUCUCCAAUACACAGGCUCAGUGAAGGAGAGGGGAGCGCUCUAUCUGCUCUCAUCACUCACACAGGACGAGCAGAGGAAAGGCGUGAUCGUGGCCACAGACUGUAACUUCUCUCUGGCUGUGGCUCAUCACGCGGUGGAGCUCAGGAUCCCGGUGUUUGUGAUCCUGCCGUCCGCCUGCUCCUCUCCACGGCUCCGGGUUUACAGGGACUACGGAGCCAUGGUCAUCUCGUACGGCAGCACCGCCCCAGAAGCUCAGAAACACGCUCGACACCUGGCCCAGGACAAUCACUACCUCUACCUGGAGGAACAUGAGAGUGAGGCGUACCUGGCCGGUCUGGGCACAGUGGGGCUGGAGAUCCUGGAGCAGGUCUAUAAAGUGGAUGCAGUUCUGGUGCCCUCUGCUGGACACUACGGGCUGCUGGCCGGGACUGCUGCUGCCAUCAAACACCUCAACCCACGAACCAAAGUCAUAGGAGUUGAACCAGAAGGAUUCCCACUGCUGCUUCAGUCUCUAAAAACAGACAGCCCAGUCCAAGACGUACAGAGUCACCCCAGCAGGAAACUCUACGGAGACCUCACAGAGCUUUCACUGGGAGAGAACACUUUUCAACUUUGCAAGAAAUUUGUGGAUAAAGUCCUUCCCGUCAGUGAGGAGGACUGUCUGGUGGCCAUGCUGAGGUUUCAGGAGUUUGAGCGCUCCACAGUGGACACUGAAGCGGCGAUGGGACUGGCAGCCAUCAUGACGGGGCAGCUGCCUGAACUCAAAGGGAAUAGGGUGGCUGUGGUGGUGAGCAGCGCCAACAUGGAGCUGGACCUGGUGCGUCAGUGUAUGGAGCGGGCUCUGGUUCUGGACGAUCGGGUCAGUAAGUUCUCCGUGCACAUCGGGGAGUGGCCCGGAGACAUGGCCAAACUACUGGACACCCUGUCUCGAGAGGACGUCAGGCUGCUGGACGUGUGUCAUCGGAGUCACGGAGACAAGUGUGACCUCUUUAAAACAAAAGUGGAGUGUGUGGUGGAGACUCGAGACAGAGCUCAGAGCACACAACUACGAAAGACCCUGAGUGAGCGCUAUCCUUCUGUGACCUGGCUGGAACGGUGAUAGGAACAAGAUCAGAAACAGCGAUGCCAAUAGAAAACCAAC